UCCCACAAUACCGGCCGGGGCGUGUCCUGCUCAGAAACGGGGUAGUGUGUCUCCGAGCGUGGGAGAGAUCAUUUCAGUUCACCGUCCAGUGGAGAAGGAAGCGAAGUAUGAACGGGAUGGAAAUGGACCAGCUGGGACCGCAGAACUUUCUUUAUGGUUGUGAGCUGAAAGCUGGUAAGGAUGUGACCUUUAACCCCGAGGAUGAUGACUUUGAGCACCAGCUGUCUCUGCGGAUGGUGUGUGUGGACUCCAGCACCAAGGACGAGCUGCAUGUGGUGGAGGUCGAAGGUCACAACUCGGAGGGCCAGGAAGUCAAGGCCAUCCUGGCCACGCUAAACCCCUCGUCUCUGCCUAGCGUGUGUCUGGGGGGGUUUGAGAUCUCUCCUCCUGCAGUGUUCAGGCUGAAGUCUGGCUCUGGCCCCGUCCACAUCAGCGGGCAGCACCUCAUCAUGGCAGAUGCAGACCAGUCUUUUGAUGAAGAUGAUGACGAUGAGGAGGAGGAAGAGGAGGUGGUGAAAACAUCCACUAAGAGGCUGGCCUUGCCGUCCGUGGCCAAACCCCAGAAAAAGAUGAAGAUGGAUGAAGAGGCUGAUGAGGAAGAUGAUGACGAAGAUGAUGAAGAUGAAGAUGACGAUGACGAGGGAAGUGAGGAUGAGGAAGAGGAGGAAGAAGACUCUCCAGUGAAGCCCAAGAAGACCCCGGCCAAGAGCCCCGCCCAGAACGGAAAAACCCCCAACACGACCACGCCCACAGGCAAACAAAACAAGGGAAAGACCCCAGAUGCCAAAGUCAGAACAGAAAAGGGGACCCCCAAAACACCACAGACCCCCCGCAGCCCCCCAACCAUGGAAGAGAUACAGAACAAAAUAAAGGCCAACAUUGAGAAGGGUGUGAUGCUGCCCAAGGUGGAGGCCAAGUUUGAGAAUUACAUAAAGAACGGUUUCCAUGUAAAAGAUUCCAAGAUGAUCCAGGAGCUGUGGAAGUGGAGACAGACUGUCAAGGAUAGAAAAUGAUUAGAUUUUUUUUUUUCUUUUUUGUGAAUGUUUUUUUAAAAUUAUUUUUUUAUUUUCCCCCCCCCACACCUGUUUAUGACUCCACUGCCCCCCCUCCCCCCCCAACCAUUCCACCAAUCAUUGAGCCUUCAGAAGUGAAGCCUGCUGGUAAAUACUGUAACGAGGCCCCGAUUUCAGGGGUGCGUCCCCAUUUCAGGGGUGGGUUCUGGCCAAUCUGGACGCCCGCUCAGAUGGCAGGGGCUAGGCUGCCACAGUUACACCAGUUUUUAUUUUAUUUCCCCUUUUUGUUUUAUUUUUAUUAUUAUUUUACAUUGGUGUUCCUGUGGGACAGAGGUGCUGUUGCCCCUGUCCUGCCCUUUUAACCCCCCCCCCCACACACACACACACAGUCAUCGUGCACCUGUUUCCGUUCAUUGUUAGAAAAACUUUCAGAAUAUGGUUUAUGAAAUAAAAGACAUUUAUGGAGAAA
Molecule: messenger RNA, 1482 nt
Organism: Anguilla rostrata (American eel)
Lineage: Eukaryota; Metazoa; Chordata; Actinopteri; Anguilliformes; Anguillidae
Gene: npm1a
Product: nucleophosmin 1a
Exons: 11
Coding region: 108-1013 (301 amino acids)
Biological process (GO): ribosomal small subunit biogenesis; ribosomal large subunit biogenesis; chromatin remodeling
Cellular component (GO): ribonucleoprotein complex; nucleoplasm; nucleolus
Molecular function (GO): chromatin binding; histone binding; RNA binding
Source: RefSeq, a predicted model, not a curated record